AUGCACUCGUCUACAGACUGGUAUAAUCCAAAUAACAGAAAUUUGGUUGGAGAGGGGGGGUCCCCGCCAGUCGAACAAAUAGGAGUAUCCGAUACAAGUGGGACAACGGUGACCCCAUGCUUAUUGGAAGCGUGGAGAGAAGAAAUGGUGUUUUGGAAGAAUCAUGACACUUGUCGUAGAAUGUUUAAUUGGGUACGAGAAGUGCUUGGAAGCCUUGACGAGAGUUUCCUUAGGAAAAUCUUCAACAAGCUCCUCCAUGACGGUGAGCUUGUCAAUGAUCACGUCCGCAUAUAUUUACACAUGAAUGGCUACAGCGUAGCAGGACGAGAUAUUAUCGAUAUUCCAUACUGGAUGCAUGCCGCUUUCCUCCAAGUUAUACAUCUAAUAUACCUAGACGAUGACAUUAUGCUGUCUGAAUCUAUUGAAGAACUAACGUGGCCGCGUAUACAGCACAAAAAUGCAAAGAACAUUACAAUUAUGCUAAAUAUGUUCUUUGAGUUCGUAACAGAAAGACCAUUUUUAAUGAGGGAAUUUCCUAUGAAUAAUUGGGGAAAUAAUGUUGAGUAUGUUGACGGUGCUGAAAUUUCCACUGAUUGUUUUGAUAAAAGUGCUAAAGUACUUUCCCAAAUGGGUGUCGGCGAGAGCUGUGAAGAAAAAAAGGAUCAUCCGAAUGAAGGCGCAGCAAAUCCGAUUAACGAAGUGGAUUCUGCCCCUUCAAUUGAUCAUACCGAUCGCUCAGAAAAUGAAGAUAAUCAUACCAAAGAUAUUUGCAAUGAUACUGAGCAAUCUAAUUCUGUCAGGAUUUUCUCCAGCACGACUCUACCUUCAAGCGUUGACGCCUCCGUAGAUCAUCAUCAGAAUAACGAAGGCUCAACAAAUCUAACCGAUGAAAAGGGAGAUGAACUCGCUCGCCUAACAGAUAUCACCAACUGUUCGGCCGAGAAUUCAAUUGCAAAAACGGAUAAUCAAUCCAUUCCUCUUCCAUCCUUGAUGGAUUCACAUCCAGCUUGGAAUAGUAUAGUAUUCAAAUCUUCCCUGCACAAGUCAGCAAAGUUGAAAGUGACAGUCGAGGAGAAAGCACAAUUCAACACAAAUGUAUUUAAUGAUUUUUUUGGAGUAACUCAGGGACGCAAUUCAUUAAAUUCAAGUAAGAAGGAAUCACCAAAAGUCAGAAAUGGCAUCUUUUUUGGGCUCACUGUCUAUUUUACAGAUGAUGCAGCUUCACAUGCUGGUCAAAGUAUAAAGGCAAUUGUUGCAAACAACGGAGGCAAAGUUUACUCCAAAUUAAGGAGAACAGCAACUCAUAUGGUGACGAAGUUACCGGUCCCUUGGUAUAAGAUUGAGAACUUGCGGCGCAACACAAACUGCCGUGUCGUCAAUCCCGAAUGGGUUUUAGAAUGCGUGCGAGUUGGCCGACGUGUUUGUGAAAGUGCAUUUAACAUGGUUGGGCCUCAACCAGAACAACAAACAAUUCAGAGUUUUAUAAAUAGAGGUAUCAAUGCCCAAAUAAGUUUUGAUGACGACCUUGCUAAUACAAGGAGGAAAGGAAGAGAAUUCGAUGAAAUUUUUGAUGAAUUUGAAGGUAAAAACAAGAGGUAUAGGAUCAACUCUUAUGUUGCCCCCGAUGAUUAUGACACUUCGAACAUCCAAGGUCCUGUUUUCGUUCAAGAAUGGCACAAAGAAGUAAAUGUUGACGUUGAUGAAAUGAGCAUAUUAUCAGAAAGUACGAGAAUUUCCGAUUUAUAA
Messenger RNA from Funneliformis geosporum, 1746 nucleotides. Lineage: Eukaryota; Fungi; Glomeromycota; Glomeromycetes; Glomerales; Glomeraceae. The record is from the annotation of a GenBank genome assembly.